CGUAUAUAUGAAUAUACCUGUUACGUUUUGGUAUGACGGGGGAAAAUCCAAGAAAAUUUUGCAACACAAUAAUGUUGGCUCUUUUACUCGCCUUUGUUAGUAAAGCCCCACUUACACGACAAUCAAUUUGCCCUCCUUCUUGUUCGAUUCAAGAUAGUCGCGUGAAAUACUCGUGCAUCUUCUUUUGUUCCAUUUUUUUUUUCGAAUUUUUCUUAUUAGUGUGGCGUCAAUUCACUAAUUACGAUUAUACAAGAUUAAUUGUAUAUUUCUUUUGCUGUGAAUAGUCUUUUAUAUGAUUCUUUGACUUUAUGAUAUUAGUGGCAAUCAGGGAGUUGUAUUUUUUUUUUUUGAAUUCCCUAGCACUUUGUUUCAUUUGUUCCUGCGAUAUUUUGCGUUCCAUAUGCAACAGCAUCCCCUAGUAAUCGGUGGUGGAGUAAUGAGCGAGUAUGAGUGAGUGAACCGUAGUGAGUGAAGUGGACCGGACCGCCGUGAGAAUUGUUCGAUUCAUUGUUGCUUGGACGUGGCAGCCAUGACGUGAUUUUUAACUUUGACUUGGGAAAUUGAUUGUGAAAAUAUUUAGAUAUUCCUUUAAAAAUUGCGUUUUAAUUCGCGUAAAUAACUUGAUAAGGACCUGUAAUUCACGGCGAAACGUAAUCAAAGACACCCAAGUAAUUAAGCAGAAAACCGGAAUUGUUUCAAAGUAAAAAACGUCAAGAGUACCAAAUUCACAAUUAACAUCAAAAUAUCAUCAUCACAACAACUAAGCCAAACGUCAACAACAACAAACGCAACAAUUGACAAAUCCCGGAACGUCUUGAAAGUGCAUACAUGCAGAAACUGAACAGAAUAAGUGAAGUGCCAGAACAGACAGUGACACAGAGAGAGAGAGAGGGACAGAGAGAAAAAAGAGAGAGAGAGAGCAAUAAAGCAGAAUUGAGUAGUUAAUAAGAAGAAUACUACUACCUGCAUUCAGCUGGCCAACAAAAGAAAAAACCAAAAAUAAAAACAACCACACACAAUUUACGUCAACACGAGACAUCGAGCGCAAUAUUGUAUACCUGCCACUACAGCCAAGAUUUGACUCAGCGGCCGUAACGUAUCUACGCAUCACACCUUGCCAAAUUCGAUUACGUUUUGUUUAUCCCGAUCUGUCGGUCAAUUGUCAUAGCACUUUGUACUGCAAAACAAAAAGAAAAGAAAACAGUGCCGUCGUCGACGUGUCACCAAAGGGUACAGAAAAAACUGUUCCUCAUCGUCGAGCAGUCACUUGUCAAACUUGGUUAACACAACAGCAACAACAACAACAACAACAGAGAGGAAAUACCUGCAGCAGCUAAAGGAGAUUCGUUGGUGGUAGUAUCUUUUUGGCAAUUGUCAAAGGCUAAUCUCUAUUAAAUAUACGUAAACAAUACCGUAAUAUCGUAAUAAUAAGCAGCAACAACAACGAAACAGUAGUACUGAUCGAAAAGUACUCGCUAAAGACACACAAAAUAAAUUCCAGCGAGUAUAUGCAACUAAACUAAAACAACAAACAUCAACAACAACAACAAAAAAAAGGAAAAACCGAAUCGGUCGAAUUAAUUUUGAAAAUAGUCAUAUUUGUAUAAAGAAAACGCCGUGUACAGUGUGUGUGUGUGUGUAUCUGGAUGUGUUUAACACACCCAGUGCCACCCCUCAGACCCACAUAUUAUUCCCAUUUCGGUCCGUCGCUACGCUCCUUAAUACGUACUUUACUCGUCGUCGUCACUUUCAGCGAACGAUCGCGUUUAUUAGCACAGCUGGUAUACUAAAGUAGCAAGGUAAUGAGCAAAUUUUAAGAGCAAAACAAUUACUAUAGAGAAUGCAAGAUAGAGAGAGAGAGAGUGAGAGAGGUAGAUAGUGGGAUAAAGAUUUAAAAAUAUAUUAAAUGCUAAUUUUUAUGAGAGAGCGCGUGUACAACAUUCGUUUGUUAAAUAACAAUAUACAAGAAACAAACUGGUUUUGGUUACAAGACAAAAAAAAAAAAAGGAAAGCAAAAAUUUGCUUAACAACAACGAAUGGACAGUGUGUAGCCAGCCUAUAUAGAUAAUUCUGCAUUUCUUUCCAAAGGCAAGUCACUAAUUUAUGUUUUGGAAAACAAAGUUCAAUACGUUCAGUCGUUUUUUCCACAUUUGGUUUCAUGUUUUUGAGUAUGAUGCGGUUUAAAUAAUAAAACUAAAAAAAAUCAUAAUAUGCAAUUAAUGCUUCUAAAUGCGGAGAGAAAAAGAGAGCUGUAUAAUUCAUUGAGAGAGUAAAAGGUCGGAGACUGAUCCAGAGCGUUAAAUGAGAGUUAGCUCUCUAGAGCAAAUUUGCAAACUUGUUUCAUUCGACUUUGUGCUGAUAUGUCAAUAUAUGUAUGUACAUAUUAUAAAUGUAUGAGGAAAAAUAAAACAACAACAAUAACAAAUACAUAGUUGAAGUAUCUCGCUCGCGUAAGCAGUUGUUCAGUUGUUGGCCAGCAACAACAAGUGAUACACAAAGCACGUACUAAACUGAAAUUAAAGUAGCAGCAGAAACAGCACGAGCACAAUAACAACGACAAAAACAAGAAAGCAAGCAAAGCAAAGCACAAGCAUAAGCACAACCUAACCAAACAACAAGGCAAUCGGCCAGGCAGCCAUUCAAGCAGGCAAUCGCUCGAAAACAACUCGUUUCGAUUUUGUUUCACAGAUACCUUUCAGACGUUGAUAAAGAUACCUUUAAUUUAAAAUGAACUUAAAUUAACAUAUACUAUAUAUACAUACUUACAUAUAUAUAGAUAUGUAGAUGAUUGCGUUGCGCGCAGCACAUAAUCAAAUGGAGAGUGUGUGAUUAAAGUGUGUGAUCGAUCUGUAAAGUUAUUAAGUUUUGGAUUUUUUCUUUCUUUCAUUUUUUUUUUUUUGUGUGUGGAAUUCGAUGAAAACUCAUACACACCACACAGCGAAUUGUAGAAAUCAUGCCAUAAUAAGUGUACUAUAAGUACCUAUAGAAAAGUAUAGCUGCGAAAUGUCGAUUUAAAUGUGUUAAAAUUGAUAAAAAAAAAUUCUAGGAAAUUUAAAGAAAAUCAAUAUACAAAUAUGUAGUUUGUAUGUACAUAUAUGCAUAAAGCAAGUAAUUGAAGCAUAUUAGCAACUAGCAACUAGCACCUAGCACAGAAGAUUAAUAUGUAAAUCUGUGAAACGAUUUUGAAAUAUUGCAAAAGAAAAAGCAAAAGAGGCAAAAAUACCAUAUAUUGUAUAAAAACCACACAAAAUCCCCAGAGUAGCAGCAGUAGCAGCACCUAUAAACAACAACAACAAGAACAACAACAACAGUGCUACAUUGAAGAAACGAGCAAAAAUUCCGCUUAUGCAUGUAUAUAUUAAAAUGAAACGUUGACAAAAACAAGAGGAGGAAAAUAAAUAUAAGAAGCAAAAGGCGAAAAACGCAACGCUAUUGUUUUUGUUGUAUUUGUUUUCUUUCAUUUUGACAUUCUACAAGUGUGUGCAUAUAUAUACAUAUAUUGAAAUGAACUGUAUAAUAUAAUAUAAUAUUAUAAAAACCAUAUACAGAUGAUUUUUUUUUAAGCAAUAACAACAACAGCUGAAAUUCAAAGACAACUUCGCGGCAACAUACACAUAUGUAUGCAUGUAUAUAUGCACGUAAACACGUACAUAUACCUGUCUAUAAAACAAAGCGAAUAUACUACACACUACAUGUGAAGGAACUCAUGUUGUUUCACUUCAACAUAUAUUGAAUAUAUGGAAAGUGACAAAUGGCGAUACGUAAAACGACGUAUCUUGCAGAUACCACAACUGUUUGUAAUACAUGCUUUCAUCAACGCAACGGUAGUAGUUGUAUUUUAGUAUCAGUGUAAUAGCGGCAGCGCAGCAGCAGUAAUAGCAACAAUAACAGCAGCAAAACUCAUCGCCAUAACUAAAAUUAUAAUAGUAGUGACGUUAAAUACCAACAAAAAUCAUAAUAAACACGAAAUCUACAAAUACGCAAAAAUUCACAAGAACUACAACAAUAAUAAUAACCUGCAAAUACCAUUACACAGAAAAAGAAAACGUGAAAGGAAAUAAAAAAAAAAUUUGUGAUCACACUAGUGACAGAAAUCCAUGGUCUACCUUAACCUAAUUUAAUAAUUUAAUGGUUAUUAUUUAACAAGAAAAUAGCUCUGUUAUUAUUAUUUUGCAGCUUACUGAAAUUCAAACGGUUCGCAGUGUAAUUGCAUACAAAAGAAACAAAAAAUCCAAAAUCCAAGAAAAAAAAAAUAAAAUAAAAAAGAAAAGAGAAUAUUAAAGAGUUAUCACGUCGAAACGGCCAGUGGAGCCAACAAGGGCAUAUAACUAAUACACAAAUAGGCCACAUAUAAGACAAUACGUGAAAAAGUGACUGCAAAAAAAAAAAAAAAAAAACCAGAGCGCACCGCACCCCCUAAUAUAAGCGACUGUAAACAGAGAUCAGCAGGCGCAUAGCCAGUUGUAGCCAUAGCCAUAGCAGUAGCACCCGUUCAUGCUUCUGUGUCUGUAAAUAUAUCGUUUUUUUUACUGCAUACCAUAGCAUAACAUACAUACAUACAUAUGCACGCAUACAUCAACCGAGCGUGUGAGUGAUCUACAGUCGAAUUAUAAGGAAGAAGAAAGAAAGAUGUCGAUUUUUUCGUCGCAUUAUUGCUAAUAUCUAGAUUCAAUCGAAAAACAUUUAAAAAUGUUAUACCACACGUUCAAGGAAUAAAUAAAAUAUUGGACUAAAUCAAAAAAAGAAAACAAAACUAUAAAUCAAAAGCAUAAAAUUGCAUGUUGUAGACAGAUUUUCAAUAGUUUUUCGCCAUUAUAAUCGAUUAUAACCAAAUGAAAAUUACGCGUAAUCAUAAAUGUGGUCGGUGCUGAAAUAAACGCAUAAAAUUAUCGUUUAUGAAAUAUUAUUAUUUUAGAGUGAAAUUUUACAAAGAAUACGGCUACACGAAUAAGUUGACAAACAUAAAUAAUACAUAUAUUUAAAUUCGUACAGUCUCUCAACUCUACUCAUUGCAUUCUCUUCUUUUAAUAACAAAUAAAAUAUUUUCAAGUAAAGAAUUUGUAUGAUACCAUUUUCUCAUAAAAUAGCACUACAAAAACGGAUGCACGCCUCAGAUACGAAACACUCCUAAAAGAGUGUAUUGCAUUUUAUUACCUUGGCACUCGUAUAAUAAAUGUUCCAUGAAGAAAACUACUCAACCACAAAUAAAUUGAACGCAGCAUAAGAAAAAACAAAAACGAAUAAAAAACAGUAAUCAAAAUUUAUACAAGUAAAGGAAAAUCGCUAUACUACUACUACACGUCGUCCUAAGCGUUUAUAUUGUUAAAAAAAAGAAAAAAAAUUACAGCGGCCAACAACAACUCUUCCACGGUUGAUGCUUCCUACGAAAAGAAAGUAAAAGAAAAAAGAGCUCGAGCAAACUCAGAACUUCCACAGUAAUCUUCAAACUCCAUCGUACAAGCAGAACAUAACCUAGAACUACAGGUUGGUGUCAGUUGUUUGUGAAGAAUAGCAACUUGAACGCGCUAAAAGCAUAGAAAAAGUAAUACUCUAAUCAAAGAAGAUUAAAGUAUAAACAGUUUUACAUAAAAAUAUUUGAAAUUCCGAAUUCGUUUACGUGUGCUACCCGUUUGUUGUUUAAAGAGAUAUUUUUUUUUAACCACAACCAGCAGCAGCACUACUCAUUCGCAACACGCAAUUUGAUUGUAUUGCGUUAUGACAAAUUCGAUCGCUACUGCAAAAUGCCCCUCAGCACUUACGUCCGGCAACUAUGGCAUGUCACAAAACCGCUACACCGACGAAUCCAAGGACUAUUUCUUUGUUAAACUAACUGAUUCUGCUUAUCGCGCUAUCGAAGAAUAUCAACGCAACGAGAAUUCCAAACGUUUCACAAAUGGUCAAUGUCCCAAAAUUCAAGUGAAUGGCAAUUCCGGUGUCAUCUAUUUUCCAACAUUGGACAGCAAUGAAGGUCGUAAAUUUGGUUUUACAAUCGAUGAUGUUGAGGGUUCCCUCGAGUGUAUACAACAGACUGCUGAAGGUCUCGACGUACUCGGCUCGAUACCCUAUCGUAUGCGUAUACAUGCCAAUGAUGAUAUUUAUGACACGACCCGUACUAAAAUGGCAAUUGCCGAAGAGACGGAGAAGAGCAAGUGUAUACGUGAAAUUAAACCAAAUCAAACCGAUAUUGGUCGCAAGGUGAAGAAAUCUGUACCCUCGUCAACAGUCUAUUCGCAUUUGGGGCAUAGUGGCACUAGCAACGGCAACAACAAUAACAAUAGCAGUAGUAAUUAUUUAAGUAGCCUUAGUCGUAAUAAAUUAGCAACGUCGCUGAAUAACAAUUCGCCACCAGCCACACAACAUACGUUAAGUAGCGGCGGUAGUGCGUCCGGAGAGCGCAUGCAAAAUAAACUUGGUGGCACAACGUCGUUAUCAUCUUCCUCAUCAUCGUCACGUUCGCCUAAUCCCACAUUACUGGGUGGUUCCGGGACAAUUGCCAGUGGUGGUGGUGGCAAUAAUAGUGGCAUCGGCAACAAUCGUUAUGGCAGCAAUAUAUAUUCUCAGAGCAACGUAUCACCAUCACUACCAUCACUCACGUCCGCCUCAUCGCUCUCUUCCACACUGGCGGGUGGUAUUGCCAAUGGUUAUGCGUCCGCCGCUCAACAUAAUCCAUCAUCAGAAUCCGCUACGUCUACAUUAGCUAAUAGCAACGCUAACAGCAAACAAUCACGGCUGAGUGGAAAUACUGCUGGCGGUAAUGGUAACUUCUCACGUGGUGGCGGCAGCGGUGGCGGCUCGUUUUCUGGUAAUGGUACAAAGGCGGCGGGCAACGGCGGCAAAGCUGGCGGUGCCUCAAAUGCUGGUGGUGGUGGUGGUAAGUUACCUGAUAUAUCGCGUCGUAAAAUACGUGAACGCCUAAUUCAUUUGCUUGCCUUGAGACCCUUCAAGAAGCCCGAACUUUAUGCUCGCCUACAAAACGAAGGUCUGCGCGAUCGUGAGCGAUCACUUAUAAGCAACAUACUCAAGGACAUUGCGUUAUCACGCGACAACACAUACAAUCUGCGCCGUCAGAUGUGGAAUGAUGUGAAUGAAAAUUGGCCAUAUUACACAGAGCAAGAACUGCAGCAACUGAAACGGCGGAAACCACAGAAUUUGACACCACCACUCAGCUCGGAUGCAGGCAGCUCAACAUCCGGCCAAAGUCCAACGUCAACACAUACUGGCAGUCCACCACCACUUGCGGGUGGUAGUGGCUUGAACGGCGGUAAUAGUUUGAAACGCACUAGUCUGGAGUAUGAUGAGCCAUUUCCGCCGAAGAAGCAACGUAUUAGUCAUAUGGCAGCAUCAAGCGCAGCUGUAAAUCGUAUUAAUCCAGGAAUCGCCACAAAUAAUGGUGUUGGCGGCAGUGCGGGUUCGCGUGUCGGUACCAAUUAUGCCACUAAAGGCGGCAGUGGUGGUAACACCAAUUUCCCAAUGCAACGCAAUAAACAUACAACGGGGACGUAUUCGCCACAAGGUUCUCGCACUGCUCAAAGCAAUGAGAACUCUGGCAGUAACGAUCUAAGUUACAAUGUGCUCAAUAUGGAUGAUUUUAUGUUGAAUAUAGAUCAUCAGCAGCAAGGGAGUAGUUAUGUACCGCAUAGUAGCGGGAGUAGCGGCACACGCAAGUCAAAUAACGGUAACAACGGAAAAUCAGCUACUGGCAAUCCGAAGGAGAAUCGCUAUUCUGGCAGCAACAAUAGUUCUUCUAAUGCAACGACGAAUGCUUUGUCCAAAAAUAUUAACACCGGCAGUAGUGUGCAAGAGAACGAAAGCAGCAGUAGUAAUAUGAAGCAUGCAUUAAAACGUGGUGCUUUGGCCGGGUCGCCAAAGGGUUCAUUGCCAUACGGUGUUAACUUUGUACCAGAGUCUAAUAGUAGCAAUGCUACUAGUGGUAGUAGUAGAUCUACUGUGCGUGACAGCAGUGGUAGUCGCAAUAGCAGUGGAAAUUAUCGUCAAUCGCCCAGCUAUAUGCAACAGCAGCAGCAACUACAACAACAACAUCAGCAGCAGCAGCAACAAAAGUCAAAUAAUAGUGUCAUAUACUCGCCCAAAAUGCACCCAGCACCAACGAAUAGCGGCAACAUUGAACAUGAGGAGCAUGUGCCGACAGGGAGGAGAGGAGGCGGCAAUAAUAAAAGUCAAACUGCAUCGCGUUCAAUGGCGCCGUCGGCAGCUGGUAGCAAUAAGCAACAGCAGCAGCUGCGAGGUGUUGAUGUACGCACGCCCACACCACCAGUACAAGAUCAACAACAUCAGCAGCAGCAGCAGCAGCAACAACAGCAACAUAAUCAAAGGCACUUACAACAGGGAGGACAUUACCAAACGCAACAAACGCAUUCCGCCAACAUACACUCACCAGUGCAACGGCUUAACACCAACAACAACAACAACCAAUCAAAUUAUCCUUUACAUCAACAUCAGCAACAUCAACCACAACAACAACAACACCAGAUACACUAUCAGCAACAACAACAGCAACCACAACGACAAAGCGCAUCACAAUUGCCGGCAGCAACAGCAAAUCAUUCCGCCAUCACCGAUGAAGUGGAAGCAGAAGACAUUGAAAGGCCCAGCUAUGAUUUUUGUGAUUACACGGCGAUAACAACCAUCGAACAGCGACGCCAAUACAAGACUGAAUUUGAACGGGAUUACGAUGAGUAUCGCCAGCUGUUGGAACGCAUCGAAGAUGUUCGUCGUAAUUUCCAAGCACUAGCCGAUCAGUUGCAACGUGUACCGCAAGGUUGUAUGGACUAUGAGCAUAUUAAGGAGCAAAUUGUGGCAGAAUAUGAGCGCAUUAAUAAUGAGGAAGAGUGUAAGCGGGACAAGGAGCGUUUCGACUAUUUGCAUGCAAAAUUGGCGCAUAUCAAACAGCUCGUGACCGACUAUGAUAAAGCGCUUACAUCAAUGGCGGCUGCGGCUGCUGCUGCAGCGGCACAGCAGCAGCAACAGCAACAACUUCAGCAUCAAAAACAACAACAAGAGCAGAAAUUACAACAACAGCAACAAGAGUACGCGUCCACAACGGCCGCUAUGCAUUUGGCAGCCGAUGCAACAUCGCAUUACGUUGAUAGUAGCAACAAUGUGUUGAUGGCUGCAGCAACUGCGCAUACGGCGCGCGUUUCACCAAUGGUGAGCGGUAGCGAAAGUAAUCACUCGCCACCAAGUGGCUAUCAAAAUCAAACACAAUAUUAUGUGCAGCAGCAGCAACAACAACAGCAUCAACAAAAUUUGCUGUUGGAACAACAACAGAAACAACAAGAAGAGCAACAUCAAAACAAUGCUGUUAAGGAAAGAAAGAAGAAGCAUACGCAUGCGGCGACUACCUUACAACAGCAACACAAUCAACAACAACAGCAAUACUACAUGUCACCACACAAUCAAGCACAUGCAUCAUCGCCAUAUGAUGAACAACAGCAUAACAUGCAGCAGCUGUACCAUCAGCAACAGCAACAGGACCAAUUCAAUGGCCACCAGCAGCAACAUCAUUAUCAGGGUAAUAACAGCAACAACAACAACAAUAAUAAUAAUGAUUCCGACUCGGACGAUUCGUCCGACUCAAAUGAUGAGGAUUCUAACGACGACGACGAUUCGAACGAAGACGACGAUGAUGACGGUUCGGAUCGUAAUUCGAACAAUGAUGGCGAUGAUGAUGAUGAACACUUCUGAUUUUACACUUAUAAUUUCAAGGGAUAAAACUUAUUUAUUAGUAUAAAUAUGAAGUGCACACGGAAUAUUGUAGGAGAAAAAAAGAAAAUAACAAUGUAAAUGAAUGAAUUUCAAAAUGCUGCGUAUUUAUGCCAUUUCUCUUUGUCAAUUGUUUUGCAACGUUUUAUAUAUGAAUUUAAGUUGUUGUUGAAAGGCUAAUUUAAUUGCAUUAUUGUUUGCCAAGUCGUUAGCAGCAAAAUCACACAAAGUGCAUAUAUUGAUAAUAUUGAUAAAAAACUUACUAUAUAUAGUGAAUAUAUAUUGCUUUUGUAAAUAUAUAUACAUAUUUUUUUGGUUGUCCGAAUGGCGGUAUAUACUACGUACAUAUGUAUAUUACUAACUUUUAAACACGCGCUAAUUGCAAAAUUUUCACUGAUUUAGGAAUUUUGUAUAAAUGAAUAGAGGAAACAGGAUGUGAAAGAGAAAGUGAAUUGGUAUUUGUGUAGAGUGGAUUAUCCUCAAAAAAAAAAAGAAGCAAAAAAAAAGAUAAACAAAAAAAAA
This is a messenger RNA of Ceratitis capitata (Mediterranean fruit fly), 10245 nucleotides long. RefSeq names its product RNA polymerase II elongation factor Ell (gene Su(Tpl)). Gene Ontology annotation, cellular component: transcription elongation factor complex. The record is from RefSeq and is a predicted model, not a curated record. The coding region runs from base 5716 to 9705 and encodes 1329 amino acids. Gene Ontology annotation, molecular function: cis-regulatory region sequence-specific DNA binding. Gene Ontology annotation, biological process: transcription elongation by RNA polymerase II; snRNA transcription by RNA polymerase II; positive regulation of transcription elongation by RNA polymerase II. The transcript has 4 exons. NCBI's taxonomy places the organism in Eukaryota, Metazoa, Arthropoda, Insecta, Diptera, Tephritidae.